This is a messenger RNA of Oppiella nova, 237 nucleotides long. NCBI's taxonomy places the organism in Eukaryota, Metazoa, Arthropoda, Arachnida, Sarcoptiformes, Oppiidae. The record is from the annotation of a GenBank genome assembly.
AUGACUCUAUGGCUGCUGUUUGUGACCAAAAUAGGACCCAAACUGAUGGCAAUCCGAAAGCCGUUUAACUUACGAUGGCUUAUGUUUGCCUACAAUAUACUGAUGGCCGUCACUAACGCCUACUUUUUCGGUGACCAGACCGUCCUCCGUGGGGAGGAUCGUCCUCCUUUAGACCUAUCAGAGCACAGUCCUCCCCGGUGUCUGAAGAGGACAUUGAGAUAUCCUCCUUCGACAUAA